CAUCAUGUCUCUCUCAGUGCAGCAGGCUCGUUUGCCGUUGAUGGUCUGAAGCCAGAUACGCUGUACUUGUUUUCCAUAGCAGCACGCUCUGAAAGAGGCUUGGGAGUUUUCACUCAACCUAUUCAGGCCAGGACGACCAAAUCCAUGCUUGGACCUCCUCCCAGAAAGGUGGUGAUAGAACCCCUCAAUUCCACUACUAUCAAGAUGACUUGGAAGGCUCCAUUGUCAGUGAAGCAGUAUGGGCAGAUUCAAGGUUACCAUGUUGUCUGUUCCAAGUUAAAGAAUGGAGAACCGCAUGGCCAGCCUGUCGUCAGUGACAUUUCAAACCCUAACGCUCAGGAAGCCUUUGUAUCUGGUCUGCUCCCUGAGACAACAUACUCUAUAACUCUGGUGGCCUACACUGCCAAAGGAGAUGGAGCUUCUAGCAAGGCCGCUGUUUUUUCUACAAAUGGUGCUGUGCCUGGAAAGCCCAGUAUGAUGAUCAGUACAAUGAUGGGGAAUACUGCUAUGAUCCAAUGGCAACCUCCUAAGGAAAUGAUGGGAGAGCAUUUAGGCUACCAACUGCAGUACAAGAGAGCAGAUGAGAAAACUUUUAAUGUCAAAGAUUUCAGGAAGACAGAUGAUCAUUUUACACUUACCCACCUCCUUAAAGGAGCUACUUACAUUUUCAAACUAUCUACGAAAAACCAAGCAGGCACUGGUGAAGAAUAUAUAAAGGAGAUAAGCACCCCUGAAGACAUGCCCAGUAGCUACCCCCAGAAUCUAAGAGUGGCAGGCCUCACCUCCACUUCAACUGCACUGGUUUGGGAACCUCCUCCUCUGUCUGAGAGGAAUGGAAAGAUUAUAAAGUAUGUAGUGGUAUAUCGGGAUAUUAAUAGCAAGCACAACAAUACCAACAUGACCACAGAGACACGAAUGACCAUCCUGGACUUGCAGCCUGACACAACUUAUGACAUCAGAGUCCAAGCUUUCACCAACAAAGGAGGAGGACCUUUCAGCCCCAGCAUUCAAAGCAGAACCACGUCAUCAUCUGUGCCAGUGUUUGUCAAAAACUUUGGCGUGAAGGCUGUGACGAAAACAUCUGUCCUUUUGUCCUGGGAAGUACCAGUAACAAACAAAUAUCAAAUUCAACUCAAGAUUCUGUACAACAACCAAAAGGUGGAAAUUCAAAGUGACCUGAAGAAGAAGCUGAUCACACGGCUACAACCAGAUACAUAUUAUUCUUUUGUGUUGAUGAGCUAUGGGAAUGGAGCUGGUGACCUCCAGCAGCAGGUUUCUGUUCGAACCGCUCCAAACCUGCUAUCAGUGAAACCAACUCGAUAUCAGCCCAGUGUGGAUGAAGACUGGGUGACUAUUGUUAUGCCUGAGGUCCCAGUUGAAGCCCAUGUAAGGUGGUUCUACAUAGUUGUAGUCCCUGAGACCCUUGUUUCUUUGGAGAGAUGGGAAAACCCUGAAGACAUAGACAUAUAUGAGAUCCUGGAGGCUGAUGCUGACAACACAGGGCAGACACAGAGUCAGGAUUUUCUACAGCCCUUCAUUGUUGCUAAGAUGGCUGUUCUGCCAGAGAUCUUCAUGCUUGCCGAUGAAAAGAAAUACAAUGGCUUUUAUAACAGGCCUCUUCCUAUCCUGCAACAGUUCCGUUGCUUUGUUCUGGCAGACCUAAAAGAUCUUGAAUCUCAGAGGACAUUUGUUGCCAGUCCAUUUUCUGACACAUUCGUGGUGAAUGUCAGUGAAGUCACAAGGCAAGCUCAGGAGGACCCAGAGAUGUUGUGGGUGGUUGGUCCAGUGCUGGCUGUCAUUAUCAUUAUUAUCACAGUGAUUUCAAUUUUACUUUUUAAAAGUAAACAAGAAAGGAAACACGCAUCUUCAGCCAUGGAUGAACACAUAUUAGAGAGAAAAGAUUCCCUCAUGACCUGCAUCACUGAGCCUGUGGAGAUGAGACUGAAAUGCCAGAUAUUAGGGAUGACGGACUUUCCUCCCAUACCUGUUUGUGACUUGGCAGACCAUAUAGAGAGACACAAGGCUAAUGACAGUCUACUCUUUUCACAGGAAUUUCAGACUAUUGAUCCAGGACAGCAGCUCACCUGGGAGCAUUCUAAUCUUGAGAUCAACAGAUCUAAGAAUCGCUAUGCAAAUGUUAUUGCUUAUGACCACUCCAGGGUCGUCCUCACACUGGUGAAUGGAAUUCCAGGGAGCAACUACAUUAAUGCCAACUAUAUAGAUGGCUAUAGGAAACAGAAUGCUUAUAUCGCCACACAAGGGCCACUGCCAGAGACAAUUUGUGAUUUCUGGAGGAUGGUGUGGGAGCAGAGGAGCUGCACAAUUGUUAUGAUGACCCGUUUGGAGGAGAAGUCAAGGGUUAAGUGUGACCAAUACUGGCCUAGUCGUGGUACAGAGACAUAUGGAACGAUUCAAGUGACCAUACUGGAAACUUUGGAACUGGCAACUUAUGUCACACGAAUAUUCAGCCUUUACAAGAAUGAAUCAUCUGAGAAACGAGAAGUGCAACAGUUGCAGUUUCUGGCCUGGCCUGAUCAUGGAGUGCCUGAGCAACCUACCACAGCACUGGCCUUUCUUCAUAGAGCUAGAGCAUAUAAUUCACCAGAUGCUGGUCCUAUGGUGGUUCAUUGCAGUGCUGGUGUUGGGCGCACAGGCUGCUUUAUUGCUAUUGAUGCUAUGCUCGAGAGGAUGAAAUACGAAAAGUCUGUCGACAUAUAUGGUUAUGUGACAUGCAUGCGAGCUCAGAGAAACUACAUGGUACAAACAGAGGAUCAGUACAUAUUUAUACAUGAAGCACUUCUGGAAGCUGCAACAUGUGGCAAAACAGAAGUCCCGGCCCGCAGUCUGUACACCCAUCUCCAGAAACUCAUUCAAAUUGUUCCUGGAGAGAAUGUUACUGCCAUGGAACAAGAGUUUAAGAGGCUGACUUUGAAUGGAAGUCUUAAAACAUCCACUCAGAGAUGCAUCAGCGCCAAACUACCAUGGAACACAUUCAAGAACCGUCUAGCAAACAUUAUGCCUUUCGAAUUUAAUCGUGUCUGUCUGCAGCCAAUCAGAGCCAUAGAGGGGUCUGAUUAUAUUAAUGCCAGUUUCAUUGAUGGAUACAGGCACCAAAAAGCAUACAUUGCCGCUCAGGGACCACUGGCACAAACUACUGAGGACUUGUGGAGAAUGUUGUGGGAACACAACUCCACAAUUGUAAUCAUGUUAACCAAACUGCGCGAGAUGGGACAGGAAAAGUGCCAUCAGUACUGGCCAGUGGCGCGUUCUACUCGAUACCAGUACUUGGUUGUUGAUCCAGUGGCUCAGUACAACAUGCCUCAGUACAUACUGAGAGAAUUUAAAGUCACAGACGCCAGAGAUGGUCAGUCAAGGACCAUCAGGCAGUUUCAGUACACUCACUGGCCAGAGCAAGGAGUGCCCAAAACUGGAGAAGACUUCAUCAACUUUAUUGGUCAAGUCCAUAAAACUAAAGAACAGUUUGGACAGGAUGGACCAAUCACUGUACAUUGCAGCGCCGGGGUCGGACGGACUGGAGUAUUCAUCACUUUGAGUAUCGUGUUGGAGAGGAUGAGGUACGAAGGCGUGGUUGAUAUCUUUCAGACAGUCAAGAUUCUCCAAACUCAAAGGCCAGCCAUGGUUCAGACAAAGGAGCAGUACCACAUGUGCUACAAGGCAGCUUUGGAGUACCUGGGAAGUUUUGACAUCUACGGAAUGCAACCUGUCCUAUAAACACACUCAAAG
Messenger RNA from Poecilia latipinna (sailfin molly), 3744 nucleotides. RefSeq names its product receptor-type tyrosine-protein phosphatase F-like. Gene Ontology annotation, biological process: protein dephosphorylation. The record is from RefSeq and is a predicted model, not a curated record. The transcript is spliced from 23 exons. Gene Ontology annotation, molecular function: protein tyrosine phosphatase activity; protein binding. The annotation marks the transcript as partial. Lineage: Eukaryota; Metazoa; Chordata; Actinopteri; Cyprinodontiformes; Poeciliidae.